GAGAAUCAGUUUUAGUGCACUUUUGCUGCUGGACUUGGUUGGUUGGGUGGUAGGGUUGGGUGCUGCUCGAUAAACGAUACACGAUAAAUAUUUACAUCUUCUAUUUGAUCAGUUACUAAAAAGAGGAGAAGUGUGGUGGGUGCGACGGCGACCACAACGACGACAACAACCCCUCCUCCCCUCGUACUUCCAGCCAGCAUCGCCACGAUGACGCUCGCCCUCGACGACACCGACGAGUACGAGUCGUUGCCGUCGGGCAGUGUUAUCACUCACAUGAUUGCCGGGGCCAUCGCUGGAACGGCGGAGCACUGUGUCAUGUACCCUUUAGAUUCGGUUAAGACUAGGAUGCAGAGUCUGGUGCCGACGCCGGGGGGCGAGUAUCGAGGAGUAAUGAACACGUUGACCCAGAUGGUUCGCACAGAAGGCGUCUUCCGACCGGUGCGCGGCAUGAGCGCCGUGAUGAUUGGAGCGGGACCUGCUCAUGCUUUAUACUUUUCUUGUUAUGAACGAAUUAAGGAAAUUCUGGCAACCCACACGGCUGCUGCCGGUUUUAAUAACUUAAUCUACGUUUUCCCUAUUUCAGGGGCCGCUGGCUGCCUCGCAACGCUGUUUCACGACGGAAUCAUGACACCAGCAGAUGUCGUGAAACAGCGUAUGCAAAUGUAUAAUAGUCCAUACAAAUCGUGCUGGGACUGCGUUAAAAAGACUUAUCACACGGAAGGCGCACAUGCAUUCUACAGAUCAUACACAACACAACUAGGAAUGAAUAUCCCCUUUCAAAGUAUCCACUUUAUGGUCUAUGAAUUUAUGCAGAGGAUAACAAAUAAGGAGAGAAGGUACAAUCCCAAGGCUCAUAUGGUGUCUGGAGCUAUGGCCGGUGCUAUUGCUUCUGCUAUUACCACUCCAUUAGAUGUUUGUAAGACGCUUUUGAACACUCAAGAGAGAUCUGCUCUGAAUACACUGGGAAGGUCGCAAAUCAGCGGACUUGCUGUGGCCUUCAAAACCGUUUAUAGGUUGGGUGGUCCCAAAGGAUAUUUUCAGGGGCUCUCUGCUCGUGUUUUAUACCAGAUGCCAUCAACUGCUAUUUGCUGGUCAGUUUACGAAUUUUUCAAAUUCGCAAUGGGUGCUCAUGAGGUGGAAACUCCCCCUGCUGCUCCUUCAUCCAGUGGACAUGUUAUCGAUUGACAAUAAAAUACGACCCACGCAAUUGUUUUCCUAACUAAUUAAUUAAAUCAAUAGAAUCUAUAAAUAUAUAUAAAAAAUAUAGCUAAAUAUAUCUACGUCAUGACUUCGAAAAUAAACGUGCAGUGUGGAUACCCCCUUCAUUACCGAUUUUUAUGUAUCUUACCUGUACGAUAUCCUGAAAAGUUCUCAUCAGGCAACCGUACUGGCUUAUUUCAAUCCUAUUAUCGAGAUAAUAUAUUUGAUGAAUUUCCAAUCUAUGUUUUAGAUCAAUGUCUUUUUGUACAAUUCAUCAUAUUUUAAGCAGUAUGUCCUUGUAUAGCUCGUCUAGUUUUCAAAUGCGGAAUUCAAUUAUUUCUCUCUAUCUAUCUACACGUAUUCAUAGGGUACUUAUGAUUAAUUCUGUUUUUAAGGGAUCCGCCUUCUAUGUCACUCGUAAAAGUACCCAGUGAAUAAACUAUUAUCAUAUAGAGUCAUUCCUUACUCGACAUUGACAAUCUAGAAAAAAGGAAAGCAAAUUCUGCAUUAUUAUUUAGCCAUGAUUAAUUAAAUUUAGGCAAGCUUCGAAGGUAGAAAUUAAAAUCGUAAAUUUUGGGUUGAAUAUAUUUAGUAAAUAUUUGUGUUGUCAAAAUUGUGCAGCAAGCCCUCUGCCAUUUGACAUGUUGAGUUCAAUUCAAUGUCAGAGUCCCCACUGCGAUUAAGGAAUUGGUCGUGAAUUGUAUCAGCCCCCAACCAACCAAGGUCUUGAUUCAUGCCACCACCUUUCCACACAAAUGUACUCGUAUUAGUCCUCUCGUCGUCGUCCUUCCCAUCUUGUUACGUAAUGAUAUAUAUAUCACGAACUACACUACUUGAGCAACCCAUCAGAAUAUAUUUUUAAAUCCAAGCCAGCAAGCCAAGAAAGAAGGAUUCGUUACAUGUAUGUACACCAUAAAGAGUUGUUUAAAAAUGUGUGUACCUGAAAUGUAUGCAUGAUUUAAUAAUAAUCUUUAAUAAAAUUCAUGUGUGAACUUAUUAUAAAAGAAAA
Molecule: messenger RNA, 2209 nt
Organism: Folsomia candida
Lineage: Eukaryota; Metazoa; Arthropoda; Collembola; Entomobryomorpha; Isotomidae
Gene: mfrn
Product: mitoferrin-2
Exons: 7
Coding region: 208-1185 (325 amino acids)
Biological process (GO): iron import into the mitochondrion
Cellular component (GO): mitochondrial membrane
Molecular function (GO): ferrous iron transmembrane transporter activity
Source: RefSeq, a predicted model, not a curated record